CCCGAUAAAAGUUCACGAAGUUACUCGUAGUUCUAGUUCGUAGUCUGGUAGUCUGAUUGAACUUGCGGUGAAGUUACAACGCAUUCUGACUCUUCAGGAGUUAUUAAACAAAUUAAUUUUGUUCAUAUAUUCAAUUCUGUGCUCUGACUUAGUUCGCGCAUCAGAAAAGACAAUUUCUCGUAAUGGACUCUCUUAAAAAGAACUGGUUUACUGAGGCAUGCGAAUUAUGGCCGGGAGGCACGUUUUCGUUCGAAGUGAAGGAGGUUCUUUGUGAUGAGAAAUCUGAAUACCAACAUGUUCAAGUUUUUGAUACUACUAGUUUAGGUAAAGUUUUGGUACUGGAUGGGAUAAUACAGUGUACUGAGAAAGACGAAUUUUCUUAUCAGGAGAUGAUAUCAUUCCUGCCUUUAUGUUGCCACAAAAAUCCUGAAAAAGUACUAAUUGUGGGCGGAGGUGAUGGUGGAGUAGCUAGAGAAGUUGCCAAGCAUCCCAAAGUUAAACAAAUUGUUCAGGUGGAAAUCGACGCAAAAGUAAUAGAAGUAUCAAAGAAACACCUCCCAUUCAUGGCCGUAGGCUUCGACAGUCCAAAGCUGACGCUGCACGUCGGCGACGGGUUCGAGUUCAUGAAGCAGCAUAGCGCAGAGUUCGACGUGAUCAUCACCGACAGCAGCGACCCCGUCGGCCCGGCCGUCAGUCUUUUUCAGGAGAAUUACUUCAGCUUGAUGAAGAGUGCCUUGAGGGAGGGCGGGAUUGUGUGCUCGCAGGCGGGUACUAUUUGGAAUGAUUUGGAACUUGUUAGGAGUACGCUAAGCCAUUGCAGAAAACAGUUCCCCUCAGCGGCCUACGCCUACGCGUCAGUACCGACCUACCCGUCCGGCCAGAUCGGGUUCGUAAUCGGCUCUCUCACCCCCAACGCGCGCUUCGAAGUUCCCACCAUUACCUUUACUAAAGAAGAGGAAGCCGCCAUGAAACUGAGGUACUACAACUCAGAGGUGCACAAGGCUGCGUUCGUGCUGCCGACGUUUGUUAAAUAUCAGCUCGCGUAGGUACUUAACUCGGAACGGGUCUAGUUAACGGUACAUUUAAGCAUAGUAAAAGUGUAACUUCAUUGUAAACAUGUGACACUUCAUAGUAAGUUAUUUGUAAUGAUAGUGCUCUUAAUGCGAAAUACACACUGCAUCGCAUAUAUACUCAAAGUUAAUGUAAGUCAUGUGCAUAGCCUUUAGUUUUCAAGCUAAGCCAGUUUGAAAUUCUGUUGUGUAUUGUAUUAGAAACCGCAAACCGGAGGCGCCAUAAAAGGUUCAGAAGGCUAUUUAAAGUUUCUCUAUUAUAAUCCUUAUGGCCUUUUUUUACGUUGGGGAAAUGCGUUUACACAUGCCGCCUGGUCUGGGGCAACCAAAGGGGAUGACGGACUAACCAGUGGAGGACUACCUUCUAAAACCACCAACGAGUGCCGACUCCGCCUUAGAUGUAUUCGAGCGCGUGAUAAUCCUUAUGGCCCUAGGGAGUAGAUACAGAAUGAACAGUAUAAACCAGCGGUAUUUUUUACCUGCUAAAUUAGCGCGUGGUGGCCUUUUUGGUCCAGUACCUACAGUUAAAUAUGUUCUUAAUGCUUAGGGCUAUAGAGAUGAUAAAUAAAUAGCAUUCUGAACCUGGUUUUGCGCCGCCGGUUUGCGGUUUCUAAUACAAUAAAUAGACAAUGGAAUCCCCAACUAUAUUUCAGCUUGAAACCUAAAGACCAUAGUUUCGUAGCGUGUGCCGUGGGAAACAAGAAUUUUAUAAGUACCCACUCUACUAACUCUUAAGUAUGAAAUAACAAGUAUUUUCUCUCGGGCAUGAACAGUUUUAUUAGAACAAAAUCAAAUGUGAAAUACCCUAGUUUUUAUACCUAACUAUUUGGUAAUAGUGAAUGCAAUAAGGAAAGGCAUUUCAUUCUGUUGUUGUUGUAGAUGUUUUCACUGUUGGCUAAUUGUUAAUUUUUACUUAUUUAUUAAGACAUUCAAAUGUAAUGUGUCUUCGUGCUCCAUGCAAAACUUGGUUCAUGGAGCACUUAUUUUUAUAGUAGGUAAACCUAUCUAAAAAUAUAUAUAUAUUUUUAUACAACUGUUCGAAAUUGUUCCAUAUCUUUGAAAUAUAUCGGUACGAAGUACCAAUAUACUUUAAUAGGGCUAAGGUUAUAUUACAAUUUAAGACUGAAUGUUAUAAGACCAUACCUAAAUAUUUGUACGUUUGAUAUUUGCGAGAACGCUUCUGAAGCUUGUCUCAUUUCCGACAUUCCAUGUUUUUAAUGCAUUUACACUAUUGGGAAACAUUUUCUCAAAAUCUAUAGAAUACAAUAUUUUUAUACAUAAUUUUGUAUAUUUAUAAAACAUUUAUGUAAAAGUUACAUCGAUAACAAUAAAUUAUAUUUUUUA
Cydia fagiglandana is the source of this 2414-nucleotide messenger RNA. It is a transcript of the gene SpdS, whose product is annotated as spermidine synthase. The coding region runs from base 183 to 1046 and encodes 287 amino acids. The transcript has 5 exons. The record is from RefSeq and is a predicted model, not a curated record. NCBI's taxonomy places the organism in Eukaryota, Metazoa, Arthropoda, Insecta, Lepidoptera, Tortricidae. Gene Ontology annotation, molecular function: catalytic activity.